AUGUUGGAAGCUAGGCUGAGAUUCUUCCUUCACAAAUGUGUAUUGCCUGGACAGGCGAAGCAGCUCCACGCACAGUUAGUUGUGAACCGCUAUGACCAUCUCGAGCCUAUCUUGGUCCACCAGACUCUUCACUUCACAAAGGAGUUCUCAAGAGAUGUCGUAAGCUAUGUCAAAAGAAUACUCAAGGCGUUUCAGAGUUCUAAAGUCUCUGCAGCUCCCAAGGGUCUGGAUACUUUCUCCUGGGGAUGUCUUGUUCGGUUCUUGAGCCAGCAUAGAAAGUUCAAAGAAACCGUUGCCUUGUACAUCGAAAUGCACAACUCAGGAAUCCCUCCAAGCUCACACGCCGUGACUUCAGCGUUAAGAGCCUGUGGUAAGAUAGAAAACAUGAUUGAUGGUGACUCGAUCCAUGCUCAAGCUCUUAAAAGUGGAUUAUGUGGUUGUGUUUAUGUUCAGACUGGUCUGGUGGGUUUGUAUUCAAGACUUGGUUAUAUCGAGAUGGCAAAGAGAGCUUUUGAUGAGAUUGCUAACAAGAACACAGUUUCGUGGAACUCGCUUCUACACGGGUAUCUUGAAAGUGGAGAUCUAGAUGAAGCUCGCAGAGUCUUUGACAAGAUUCCAGAGAAAGAUGUGGUGUCAUGGAACCUAAUCAUCUCCAGCUAUGCAAAAAAAGGUGACAUGAGCGAUGCAACGUCUCUGUUUCUGACGAUGCCUUUGAAAAGCCCGGCUUCUUGGAAUAUUCUGAUCGGCGGGUACGUGAACUGCAGGGAAAUGAAGCUAGCAAGAACCUACUUCGAUGCAAUGCCACAGAAGAACAGCGUCACUUGGAUCACAAUGCUUUCAGGGUACACAAAAUCAGGCGAUGUUCAGUCUGCUGAAGAGCUUUUCACACAGAUGUCCAAGAAAGACAAACUCGUUUACGAUACAAUGAUAGCUUGUUAUGCUCAAAACGGUAAGCCAAAGGAUGCUCUGAAGCUAUUCUCUCAGAUGCUCGAAAGCAACUCAGGUUUUCAGCCGGAUGAGAUCACACUCUCAAGCGUUGUGUCAGCUAACUCACAGCUGGGUGAUACAAGUUUCGGUACAUGGGUCGAGUCAUACAUAACAGAACACGGAAUCCAAAUCGAUGAUCUUUUAAGUACCUCUCUGAUCGAUCUUUACAUGAAAGGCGGAGACUUUGACAAGGCAUUCAAAUUGUUCAGUGGUCUAGACAAAAAGGAUACUGUUUCUUACUCAGCAAUGAUCACAGGGUGUGGGAUAAACGGUAUGGCCACAGAAGCAAAUCGUUUGUUUAGAGAGAUGGUCGAAAAGAAGAUUUCUCCGAACCAAGUAACAUUCACAGGACUGUUAUCAGCGUAUAGCCAUUCGGGUCUUGUUCAAGAAGGCUACAAAUGCUUCAACUCCAUGAAUGACUACGACUUGGAACCUUCAGCUGAUCAUUACGGGAUAAUGGUGGAUAUGUUGGGACGAGCCGGUAGGCUAGAGGAAGCAUACGAGCUGAUCAAGAGUAUGCCGAUGCAGCCAAACGCUGGAGUGUGGGGAGCCUUGCUUUUGGCCAGUGGGUUACGCAACAACGCUGAGUUUGGGGAGAUUGCGUGCAGCCACUGCGUCGAGCUCGAGACUGAUUCUUCUGGUUAUCUUUCGCAUCUUGCUAAUAUCUAUACUUCUGUUGGGAGAUGGGACGAUGCAAGGAACGUAAGAAAGGCUAUGGAAGAGAAGAAGCUGAGUAAGACACUUGGGUGUAGCUGGGUUCAAGGUUCAGAUCAUUGA
Thlaspi arvense is the source of this 1764-nucleotide messenger RNA. NCBI's taxonomy places the organism in Eukaryota, Viridiplantae, Streptophyta, Magnoliopsida, Brassicales, Brassicaceae. The record is from the annotation of a GenBank genome assembly.